AUGGAGUCUUGCAACGACCACGAAUCUCGCGUUGCCGGCUUUGGUCUGGAAGAUGAAAGACGCUGGCAGGACGUUGCACAUGACGUCGACUUGUCGAUUGUGCGCUGUAAACUGGGAUCUAGCACUCUUACGCGUACAUUUGGAACAGUAGAAGGGGAUUUUCGCCGGUUUGUAGACUUUUUCUCGUCCGAGACAUCGGAGCAACUAUUCGCUUGGAACCAGUUCUUUUUCGGUUGUGCAGUUGAUGCUGCUGUGCUCUGCAAUUUAAACGUGGACAACUUGGACAAACAAGCGACCCUCGGUAUCAAAUGGACGUGUAUGCAGCCUUCAAUGCUCAUGCGCAAGCGUGACGAAUGUUUCCUUGAGUACAUUGUGUUCAAGAAGGACGAUCAGGGUCGCGACGCCGCAGCGAUAGUGCGUUUGCCCGUAGAUAUUCCAGAGUGCCCACCACUUCCUAACGAGCUGAAGACUAAUCGCGAGAAGACCACAACAAUUACUCUUGUGCGCGCGUCAGACUCGCACCCGAAUGCGAGUCAGGUGUUCAUGCUGAGCCAGUGUGAAAACAAAGGACUCACGGCUUCCACGAAAUACUGCAAAAAGCUGCUGCGAGCCUUGAAGAACGUAUCUCUCUCCGCAGAUGCCAAGUGUAUUGCAACUGCUAUUAUUACGCCUAGACACAAGGAUCAUGCGCGAGAUGGCGGCGAAUCUCCCGCAGCAGUAGAUUCUAUUCGACCUUGGGUGCCUAGCACAUGUGUUCAACAGAGCUGCACAAGCUGCUCUCAGCCCUUUCGAGGUAGACAUAGACGCCGUCACUGCCAGAUGUGCAGUAAAGCGUGCUGCACGAAGUGCCUUGUUCGUCGAGCUGGCAUCCGACAGCAAAAUAUCACAUCCAGUAAUCGUGUUGCGACGACUAAUCAACGCACAUUCCGUGUGGUACAGUCACUAUUCUGCAAGGUGUGCGUCAGCCGCUCCCGUGAGGAAAAUGUGGAGGCUGUACAAGAGCAGAUCGAGGUUACUCGUCGGUCUCUGGCCUCUUCGAAGUCCUCUACGGUGCUCCAUCAUUCAUCAAGUGGAUCUUCCACACAACCUUCCAUCCUUACUCCGGUGACGCGAGGUUCCCAGUCACAGCAAACUAAUGCAUCUCGCUGGUGGUCUGAUAAUGAGUCGGAUACGUGCAGUUGGCAGUCAGAUUCUGGUCGCCUCAGCUCUAUGUCGCGCAAUUACAGUGUCGCCCCCACUGUGCGUUCAUCAUUUAAUUCUGAGUAUUCACUCUGUAGGAACUCCUUCUUGGCGUUACAGUCUUUAGAAACUCCGCGUAAAGUCGGCGGCGAACGCAUUGACGACCGCGUCAAUGAGCGCUCGAGUAUCUACGAGGUGAUUGACACGAAAGACAUGGUGCCUGAGAAACAGCUUCGCAACGAGCAGUCCGACUCGACGGACUUGGCCGACGAUGACUUCUUCAUCGAGUUAUCCAACACCGUGCGCAAUCGGUACACUUCGACGCCUGUGGCGCCCGCGACCAUGCCGGCGCGUUCACCGACUAAUCGACGCACGCGUAGUACUGACGUUUCUGAUACAUCCGCUACCCCAAAGUCGCUGGACCAGUGCAUUGCGGAGCAGAAUGAGCUCCUGCAGCAAGUGUUGUCCGCCAGCCGUGGAGUGAACCCUGAAAUUCUGGUGCGCAACAAAGCGUCGUCCGUGACCGGGAGCAUUCAUGAAGACGAUGACUAUAGACACGAAGAUAGCGUUUAUGAACUGUGA
Messenger RNA from Peronospora belbahrii, 1761 nucleotides. The record is from the annotation of a GenBank genome assembly. Lineage: Eukaryota; Oomycota; Peronosporomycetes; Peronosporales; Peronosporaceae.